UUGCCUUCAGCAAUUAUUUAAUUUGGCAGUAAUCUGUCACAAUCGCAAUCUUCACCAUAAAUAUAUUUUCCUGUUUGGGGAGUAAAAUGCACUAAAUCAGUAGGGUUGCAGAAUCAGUUAAGAUGGUUUAACUAUGUCUUGUUUUACGGAGAAGUGAGUAAAUCGGCUAUGUGAGAAUUAACCACCACUCGACAGUUUGUCGUGAAUAACAGAAUAAAAUGUCACCGCUAAUACUGUAGAAUUAAUGUUGUCUUUUUAUUGUGUUACUCAUGAUAUCAUAUGAGACCCAUUACUGUAAAUAGGACAAAAACGUUAAAGUGUUCAUAGCUUGUGUUGGAAGUCUCUAAGUGAUAUUGAGGAUUAUGACUUUUGUCAAGUGCUACAGAACUAUUUAUUUUUUCUUAGUUGUAAAGUUGUGAUUAAAUCAUUACAUCUUGAAACUUAAAGGUCGUACUGGAUUUCAGAAAUAUUAUUCCCAUACCGUUGCAUGUUUGAAAUGACUUCACCACGGUAACCAACCAUACUGUGCUGAUAAAACCGUUAUCUCAAUGCAAUGUUUUGCUGGUUCAUCUCAAAAUCACUUUGAGUUUUGAAAGCAUUUUACUGAAACAAGAAAAUCAGAUUUUAGUAUCCACGUAUGCAGUUAAAAAGAUUUUGUUCAUGUUAACACAGUGGCUUUAUAUAUAGUACUGAUAAAAACAUGGCUGAAAAUAUGCAGACACGGUGCCAAAUCUGAUUUCUUUUGAAAGUGAGUUUAGAUUUGAUUUCCAUUCAUGGAUAUCUAACAAAUGACUAAUUCAAAAUUGAUAAGAUCAGGAAGAGUGAUGUGGGGAUUUUUGUGUUUCAAUGGGGAUUGCAUCCCAUUAUUAAACUGCCAAGAUUAAUGGUUAAACUCUGUCAGUCUGAUGGAUGUUUAUUAUCAGGAGCUACAUACUAGGGAAUUUAAUAAUUGAUAAUAUCUACAGCUGAUACUAAAAAACAAGUGGAAAAGGAGUUAAUGUGGGAUUAUUUUUUCACUGUUAUAUAAUAAGAUGAUUAUCUUAAAAUGAAAAUUAGUAAAAAAAUAUGACUAUGAGUUACCACAAUUGUAAUGUAAUAAAAGGAUAAACAAAAAUCUUAAUUCCAAGCCAGUGCUUUAAACUGUGUAUCAACAUGGAGGUUUUACAUGGAAUUGCCCGGGGCUCAAAGAACUCUUUUACCAAGAUGUAUGCAGCUUUAAACAAAGGGGGACAAUCCGGAGUUACUGCCCCUAAAAAGAAAGCAAUUGUGUACAGAAGGAGUGACAAAAGAAAAGAAGAAGAUCCGGAACCUGCAGAGCCAGUUGCCCCUGCAAGACCUAACCGGCGUACCCCUCCUAGCCAGCCCAGAUCAGAGCCCCCAGCCUUCAGAGAGCCCCCACGGAGAGUCCCUGCACCCGAGCCUGAAGAGCCACAGGAGCUGUAUGAGGAUCCGGACAAUACCGGACCCCCUGUGACAAGCAUCCCACCCAGGCGCCCCCCAGUCAGUGAGCCAGUCGAGGAAGAGGAGUAUGAGGACCCUGACGCUCAUAAGCAGAAUUUCCAGACUGUACGGAACAUGCCCCUGCCCACGCCACCAUCUGAGAGGUCCGCCCCGGGGCAUGGCAACAGACCCCCACCGCCUCUGCCUAAUACCAGAUCUGCACCUGCCCCACCCCCACAGAUAGAAGAGAACUACAUAGAUCCAGAUGUGAAUGACAAGCCACCAACCCCUCCCCCACCCCGCAAUGGCAAGAGAGGGGGGCCGUCUAUACCCAAUAGUAGGCAGGACAAACCAGUCCCGCCUCCCAUCAACAACAUACCCAGACGGCACUCGGACGAAGUCAAACCUGUGGAGGAAGAGACGUAUGAAGAUCCAGAUGGACGCGUGGAUAGCCUUCCAGACUACAUGGAACCAGAUGUUCCCACAGCCCCGCCACCGAGACCUGGCAAAGCCAAAGCUGUUCCCUCUAAACGGCCACCCCCAAAGCUCGUUCAGGAGGAAACAUACGAGGAGCCGGACAGAAACAACCAGGAACAAGAAACGUAUGAAGAGCCGGAACAAAAUCAGAAUAUUGUGGAGGAAGUUUAUGAAAUACCGGAGAGCCGGGAUGAUGAGAAUCAGGAACAAUACUUGGAAAUGGAGCUUGAAGACAUUCCAACAACAGUGGCCCCACAGCUGCCACAGCCAGUCCAGCCACGUAGAGGCCGUGGCAGAUCCCCAGCCCCCCCGCCUACUCCUGUCUCCACCCCGGCCCCUGCAAAGACCAGUCACAACAUGCUUCAGCUACCCUCACGAACACCAAAGUCGCCAUCCCAAACAGCUUUAGAAGACUACGAGAACCCACCCGAUAAAGUGGAGAAUGCCCAGAGAGACGUGCAGCGAGCUGUAGGAAAUGUUAUAUCUCCCACCACAAAUGGUUAUGUUGAUAGGCCAAGGUCCCCACGGUCCCCACGCAGUACACGGGAGCUACCCCCUCGACCUAACGCUGCCUCCUCCUCAGGGGACCCAGACCCAGCCCCGUCAGAUGUGAAUAGUUCAAAAGAACCUACAGAGGGUCAGCUACUGAUGCAGAGAUGGUACCAUGGCUCAAUUUCCCGGGACGAGGCUAAAAAGCAGCUGGCAGCUCAUAGAUUUAAUGGCAUGUACCUGAUCCGCAGAAGCACUAAGAAUCCCGACCAGCCAUUCACCCUACAGAUCUGGUAUGGGGACUCCGACUAUAACCUUCCCAUAAAGAAAUCCACAGAAGGGACAUAUGUUGUCGGGGGAAACAAACAGAAAUUCAAGUCCUUGCUUGACAUUGUGAACGGAUUUAAGAAAAGUAAACUGGUGUUAAACAAGGCAGUCGAAACAUCGCUGGAAAAGUCACUUCCCAAACAGAAAUCCUAACAGAAGAGGGUAAUUGCGCUGUAUAAUCAGUAUGAGUUAUUGUGAAUCAUCAGAGUCAUCAAUCACGCUGAGUGGAGGCUUGUCAGCGACAUCAUCAAUGUAUCUUCAUGGAUUGUGCUCCCAUACUUGACAUCUUUUUUAUCUUCAUUGAUUGUGCUCUCAUUUUCAUAUUAACAAGCAUUUACAUACAACAUGUAUCUUAUAGGCCUUUAGCCUUUGCUAGACUUAUUUACAUUUCUUGUGCACCCCAGAUGAUGUCGGCCAUGUUAUUAAAGUAUUAACGGAUAAGAAAUGUUCAAGGUCCAUAUGCAUUGACACGUGUGUCACCUACACCAGAUUUUGCCUGAACUUGUGCAUAUUGGUACCUGAUCUGAUGUACUAGAAACACAUGUAUAGAGACAUUUUACAGUAUUACAUGAUGCAGGAAUACACAAGUUGACAUGAUAAAAUGUAUGUAACAAUAAUGAAUCCAUGGAUGCAUGGCAUACUGCAGUCGCUGUUCAAACAGAUGUAUUAAUAUUAAGUUCAGUUGUCUUGAAAGAGUUAUUUUAUUUUUCAGCGUUGUAGUUGGACUAUUUCAGAGAAAUUUGACAAAUAAUGAGUGUAAAUAUAAACAUUAAAUAAUUUAAAUUGGGGUUCAUUUGUGUAUGAGAACAUUUGGACAGUGCAUGGGUAAUCGUACACUGGCCAAUUUUUUUCAUACAAGAAUGAACCGCCUUCCUAAAGUAUCCAAUGUUUAUAUAUCUCAAUCUUUAAAUAAUGACUUCCAUUAUGCAGUAUAUGAAAGUAUUUGUAGUAAUUGUUGUGGAUAUUUUGUCAGUAAAAUAAUAUUCAUGAUUUGUAAUGAACUUUUUGUUUGAAAUAUGUUAACUAGUGCCUUCCUAUCCAAUGUUUAUAUAUUUCAAUCUUUAAAUAAUGACUUCCAGUUAUGCAGUAUAUGGUAGUAUUUGUAGUAAUUGUUGUGGAUAUUUUGUCAGUGAAAUAUAAAUAAAGAUUUGUGAUGAACUUUUUGUUUGAGGUGUAAAGUGAUGUAGUGCCUUUUACCUGUUGUACUUGACAUUUUAGGGAUGUUGCAAAACACUACAUGUAUGUGUCCAUGUGGACCUAUUUUUGUACCCUGAGACUGUCGUCCAGAUGUGUCAAUAAUGUACUAGUUUAUAAUGACAUCUACGCAAGCAAGAGGGAAAUGAUUUAACCUGGUACCAGCAAGCAUACAUGUACAAGUUUUAAACUGAACUGCAACUUUGACAUGAAGUGUAGCUAUAGGUUUAAGUUUCACAACCUCGAAAUUGCCAUUUAUUAUAAGCUUUUCUGCUUUAUGAAGUUAUUAUUAUAACCUUAGUGUUGUUGGCAUUGCCGUACUGCAAUAACUUAUCUUGGUCAUAUUUCAAAAACUUUCAAGAUAUCCAAAUGAAAUGUAAUACACCUGUUACACUUGACAAACUGUACAGGUGUUUCAAAGCUCAUGAUUCUGGCUAAAAUAAUCAUUCUGUUAUAUGCCCCUUGACUUAGUAGAAGAAAAAACAGAUGCUUGUGGUUGCAUGGCUGUACAUGUACCUAAAUUAUCACCCUACAUGACAUUAGGCAAGCCUUAACUGGGAUUUCUAUUUCGGAUAAAUCACACAUUCACAAGCUACUGUCUGUUAGUGUACACCCAAUUAGUAUUUUGACGGCUACUGGUUUCAUUUAGAACAUUCCGUAUUAAAAAGGUCAUACUUUUGUUGUUUUUUUAUACAGAAGAAUAAGGUAAACCUUUCCUAAGAACAUUUCCAAACUUUACUGUACAGAUGAUAAGGAAGAUUAUAUAUUAUUUGCUUAGUUUACUAACUGUGAUACUAUUUGAUAAUUAUGCAGCAAUAAAUGCUUUAUAACAUACCUGUAUAUCGGUCUGCUUGUAAAGUGUUUCAGCAGGUUUAUACAUUCCUUUCGACUUAUCGAAUUGUUUCAAUUUCAAAGAAUUUAUGAAUCUUGAAUGAAUUUUGACUUUUUUAUAUUCAUUUUUAAUUGCUUUAUUGUUGCAAAGUGUAUAUAUUUUGAAUCUAAUAUGACUUUUGAUGUAUUUUCUUUAUAUUAAUAUUUUAUUGCUUUAUUGUUGCAAAGUAUUUUAUGAAUUUGAAAUAUGAUACUGCUAAUUGCUUAUUGUUUGAACUUCUGUUUUUGAUACAUAUUUUAAUAAAAAAUGAAAU
Molecule: messenger RNA, 5072 nt
Organism: Mya arenaria
Lineage: Eukaryota; Metazoa; Mollusca; Bivalvia; Myida; Myidae
Exons: 20
Coding region: 1153-2886 (577 amino acids)
Biological process (GO): cell surface receptor protein tyrosine kinase signaling pathway; intracellular signal transduction
Molecular function (GO): protein binding
Source: RefSeq, a predicted model, not a curated record